AUGGAUGUCAACCACCGGCGGUCUGCACGUUCGGAGCUGGAUCUACGCAAGUUCUCGCGGACAUACACGUUGAUUGUAGAGGCCUGGGACUGGGACAACGGCACACGCAACAAUGAGGAGGAGCUGCUGAUUGAACGCAGCAUUCACACUGGUAUGAUCAACCCCGGUGACCCCUGGCAGACCAUCCCGUACGACGGGCCGGUGGCUCGCCUCAUCUACCGUAUCCGAGUCCGCUGUGAUGAGAACUACUACAGCAACAAGUGCAAUAAGCUGUGUGUUCCUCGUGACGACUACUUUGGCCACUACCGCUGCGAGCCCUCUGGGGCCCAGGUGUGCCUGGAUGGCUGGAUGGGCACAGACUGCAGGACAGCAAUCUGCAAGCAGGGCUGCAACUUGUUACAUGGCAGCUGCUCUGUCCCAGGGGAAUGCAAGUGUAGCUAUGGCUGGCAGGGCCAAUUCUGUGAUGAAUGUGUGCUCUACCCUGGAUGUGUCCACGGGACCUGCAGCAUGCCAUGGCAGUGCAACUGCGAGAGGAACUGGGGUGGGCUGCUGUGUGAUAAAGAUCUGAAUUACUGCGGGCGCCACCAGCCUUGUGUCAACGGAGGAACCUGCAUGAAUACCGAACCAGAUGAGUACUUCUGCGCCUGUCCACAGGGAUACUCCGGCAAGACCUGUCAGAUAGCCGAGCACGCCUGUGUUUCCAGUCCUUGCGCCAACGGUGGUACGUGCCACGAGGUUCCCACAGGGUUCGAGUGCCUGUGUCCUCCAGGCUGGGAGGGUCAGACCUGUGCCAACAAUUUGGACGAGUGUGCCUCCAGCCCAUGUGCUCAGGGUGGAACCUGCAUUGACCUGGAGGAUGGCUUUGAGUGUGUGUGCCCUCCACAGUGGGAGGGAAAGACCUGCCAGAUAGAUGCAAAUGAGUGUGCAGGAAAGCCCUGUGUGAACGCUAACUCUUGCAAAAAUUUGAUUGGUGGAUAUCACUGCGUCUGUUUUCGGGGAUGGUCCGGACAAAACUGUGACAUCAACAUCAGUGGCUGCCAUGGUCAGUGUCAGAAUGGAGCAACAUGCAAGGAGGGCCCGAGAAGUUACCACUGCCAGUGUCCUCCAGGUUUUGUGGGCACUCACUGUGAAAUCCAGAGGAAUAAGUGUGACAGCAGACCAUGCCAGAACGGCGGCCAGUGUCACUCAGUGUUGGGUGGCUUUGUGUGUCAGUGCCCAACAGAGUUUGCUGGACAGCUGUGUGAGAUCUCUAGCUGGUCCCCCUCCGAUGCUUGUGAUCCAAACCCUUGUGAGAAUGAGGCAAAGUGCCACAGCAUGGACCAGGACUUCUACUGUGCAUGUCCUGAAGGCUACGAGGGAAAGACGUGUGAACGGCUCAAGGAGAGCUGCCAGACCACCCCGUGUCAAGUCAUUGACAGCUGCACUGUUGCUGUAGCAACCAAUGACUCAGCUGGUGUGCGACACAUCUCCUCUAACGUCUGCGGCCCACGAGGACGCUGCAUCAGCCAGCCAGCGGGCAACUUCACCUGCGUGUGUGAUCCAGGGUUCAGUGGCAUCUACUGUCAUGAAAAUAUUAACGACUGCAUCAGCAGCCCCUGUGGAAAUGGAGGGACCUGCAUUGAUGGAGUGAACUCCUUUCAGUGCUUCUGUCCUGAUGGCUGGGAGGGUCGACUCUGCGACCUCAAUGUCAAUGAGUGCAGACACAACCCGUGUAAGAAUGGUGGACGCUGCGUCGACCUGGUGAACGACUUCUACUGCGAGUGUGCCGACAGCUGGAAGGGCAAGACCUGCCAUUCCCGAGAGAGCCAGUGUGAUGCAACCACCUGCAGUAAUGGAGGCACCUGCUACGACCACGGGGAUGCCUUCCGUUGUGCCUGCCCAUUGGGUUGGGGAGGGAACACGUGCAACACAGCCAAGAACAGCACAUGCGCCUCCAGUCCAUGUUCCAACGGUGGAACCUGUGUCGGAGGGGGAGACACCUUCACCUGCAUCUGCAAAGAGGGCUGGGAAGGUCCCACCUGUGGCCAGAAUAUAAACGACUGCAACCCUCAUCCAUGUUACAAUGGCGGUAUCUGUGUGGACGGAGUCAACUGGUUUCGGUGUGAGUGCGCUCCUGGUUUUGCUGGACCAGACUGCAGAAUCAACAUAAACGAGUGCCAGUCUUCACCGUGUGCCUACGGUGCCACCUGCGUGGAUGAGAUCAACGGUUUCCGCUGCAUCUGUCCACUUGGUAGAACAGGCGCACGAUGCCAAGAGUUCAUAGGUAUUGGGAAGACUUGCCACUAUGCUGGGCUGCAGUUUCCCCACAGCAGCCGCUGGGAGGAAGAGUGUAACAGCUGCCGUUGUAUCAAUGGCAAAGUGGACUGUACAAAGGUGCUGUGUGGUCGUCGUCCCUGCCGCCUCCAGUCGUCAGGCCAGGACCAGAGACAGCAGUCCUGCCCGGUUCGACAAGAGUGCCUGAAGCACAGCUACCUCACAUGCUUUUCUCCCCCUUGCCAUGAGUGGGGGGUUUGUUCCAUGGCUGGGCCCUCACCUCCACAAGCAACCACCAAGUGCCAGCCAAACAGCGGGUAUUUGGACAACAGCUGUGGUCACUUAACACUUGUUUUCAACAGAGACAAAGUACCACCAGGAACAACAGUGGAGAACAUCUGCUACGAGCUGAGGUAUCUUCCUGACACCCGAAGCUUGGCAAAAGACCACGCCCUUCUCCUGCUCUGUGACCUCUCUCAUUCAAAUCAGGAUGCUGUAGAGGUGGCUAUAUCUUUCCAGCCAGAGGAUCUACCAGACCACAGUCUGAUCCAGGAGGCAGCCAGCGCCAUAGUGGGCUCCUUAUCCAAGCGCCACAACAGCACCAUCAUGCUAGCUGUCAUUGAGGUCAAAGUGGAAACACAGGUUAUGCCUCCGUCAGUGGAUUACCUGGUGCCUGUACUAUGUGUGGUCUUCUGCUUGCUCUGCCUCUUCUGCAUCAUUGUAUGUGUUUGGUGGACCCGCAAACGGAGAAAAGAGCGUGAGAGGAACACACGAUUAGCCACUGACGACAACGUGAACAACCAGUGGGAGCCACUUCGGCUCGUCGUGGGACGUCAGCAGCAGCAGCAGCUGAAAGAAAGCAACAGGGAGGCCGAACAGGAGCGCAAAAAGCUCAUGGGCCCCUCCUAUCGGACGUGUGAUGAGGGCGAGGAGGAGGAGGAGGAGACAGAAGGCGAGCUUGAGCUCGAGGAGGAGUGUGGUGGAGCAGAGGCGGGAAAGCAGCCAGUUAGUAAGUACUCUAAGACUGCAGUGCAGUCCAGUGGGGGAGUGAUCUGUACCCUGCACAGCUCCAGUUCACCCCUCAAAGCACCCCACCGGACCCCAGGCUACAGCCCCAAAGACAACCGCUGGAAAAAUGUCAGUGCCGCCUUGACUGGUCAAAAAGACCUCAGAGACCAUUGUGUAUAAGAAAUUUAGACAAAGGACUUGCAAUGUGGAAGCGAACGGCUC
Morone saxatilis (striped sea-bass) is the source of this 3483-nucleotide messenger RNA. It is a transcript of the gene jag2b, whose product is annotated as jagged canonical Notch ligand 2b. The transcript has 25 exons. Gene Ontology annotation, cellular component: plasma membrane; protein-containing complex. NCBI's taxonomy places the organism in Eukaryota, Metazoa, Chordata, Actinopteri, Moronidae. Gene Ontology annotation, molecular function: Notch binding; calcium ion binding. The record is from RefSeq and is a predicted model, not a curated record. Gene Ontology annotation, biological process: establishment or maintenance of epithelial cell apical/basal polarity; cell communication; Notch signaling pathway. The coding region runs from base 1 to 3441 and encodes 1146 amino acids.